Molecule: messenger RNA, 366 nt
Organism: Papaver somniferum (opium poppy)
Lineage: Eukaryota; Viridiplantae; Streptophyta; Magnoliopsida; Ranunculales; Papaveraceae
Product: cytochrome P450 76A1-like
Exons: 1
Coding region: 1-366 (121 amino acids)
Molecular function (GO): monooxygenase activity; oxidoreductase activity, acting on paired donors, with incorporation or reduction of molecular oxygen; heme binding
Source: RefSeq, a predicted model, not a curated record
AUGGGGUAUAUCAUACCUAAGGGCACAGCAGUAUUGGUUAAUGUUUGGGGUAUUGGAAGGGAUCCAGCUUUAUGGGAUAAUCCACUCUCGUUCUAUCCAGAACGUUUCUUAGGAAAUACUACGGAUUACCGCGGACAACAUUUUCAAUAUAUACCGUUUGGAUCUGGAAGACGCAUGUGUCCUGGCCUCCCCAUGGCGCACCAAGUUCUUCACAUUGUGGUUGGAUCAUUGCUCCAAUCAUUUGAUUGGACUCUUGAAAAUGGCGUCACACCUGAAUCCAUGGACAUGAACGAAAAACUAGAGAUGUCAUUGCAGAAGUCCACUCCUUUAAGAUUAAUACCAAGAGCAUCGGGUCUUGCAGCGUGA